Molecule: messenger RNA, 5757 nt
Organism: Naegleria lovaniensis
Lineage: Eukaryota; Heterolobosea; Eutetramitea; Acrasida; Naegleriidae
Exons: 4
Coding region: 1-5757 (1918 amino acids)
Biological process (GO): vesicle transport along actin filament; actin filament organization
Cellular component (GO): actin cytoskeleton; myosin complex; cytoplasm
Molecular function (GO): actin filament binding; ATP binding; microfilament motor activity
Source: RefSeq, a predicted model, not a curated record
AUGUCCACCACAGAUAAUGCUCCUCCAACCAACUCUUCACGUAGAACUAAAAAGAAUAAUGCUGGUGAAUCCUUCUUUAAACGUUUGCUCGAACAACAAAAACAAGAACUUGGUACUUCCAAUAAAUUCAAAUGGGUGCCUGAUGGAGAAGGUGGAUAUGUUGCAGGUGAAAUUGUUGAAGAGACUGCUACUGAAGUUCAAUUUAAAUAUGAGGAUGGUAGAGUGAGUACUUGCAAACCAGAUCAAGUCUUUCCAAUGAAUCCUCAAAAAUUGGAUGGUAUUGCUGAUAUGGCCUCUCUCUCACUCCUCAAUGAACCUUCUGUCUUUUACAACCUCAAAUAUAGAUAUGAACGUGAUCAAAUCUAUACUUAUUCUGGAUUGUUCUUGGUUGCUGUCAAUCCAUACAAGAAUUUACCAAUCUAUACUGAAGAAGUGAUCAAAAAGUAUGAAGGUAAACGUCGUGAAGAUGUUGAACCACAUAUUUAUGCUGUUUCUGAUGUUGCCUAUAGACAAAUGUUACAAAAUGGUGAAAAUCAAAGCAUGCUCAUUACAGGAGAAUCUGGUGCAGGUAAAACAGUGAACACGAAACGAGUCAUUCAGUACUUGACUCAUGUCGCUGGUAAAGGUGGUGCAGGUGGUCAAAUUGAACAACAAUUGAACAUGUGUAACCCCUUAUUGGAAUCAUUUGGUAAUGCCAAAACUCUCCGUAAUGACAAUUCUUCUCGUUUUGGUAAAUUCAUUGAGAUUCAAUUUGACAAACAAGGUUAUAUUGCUGGUUGUAGAAUUCAACACUACUUGUUAGAAACCACACGUGUCAUUAGACAAGCCUUGAAUGAACGAUCGUUCCACAUUUUCUAUCAAAUCUUUAGUAUUGAAGAUGAAAAGAAGAAGGAAUUGUAUUUGACUGAUCCAAGUGAUUAUGAAUAUGUGAAUCAGAGUAAUUGCUUUGUCGUACCAGGUGUCGAUGAUGAGGCUGAUAUGAAAAUGACUCUUCAAUCCAUGCGUAUCAUGAAAAUGACAGAAACUGAAAUUGACAUGAUUCUCCGUAUUGUUGCUUUCAUUCUCCAUAUUGGUAAUGUUCAAUUCAAGGAUGAUGAAGAAGAACAUGCUCACGUCACGAACGCUAAAGAAUCUCUUCAAUUGGCAUGCGAAAUUCUCAAAGUCACUCCCGAUCAAUUGGUCAAAGGUUUUUGUAAACCUCGUAUCAUUUUGCCAGGUGAAGUCAUUGAAACUGCUGUCGACUCGAGAAAGGCUAACUUUAACCGUAACGCGUUGGUCAUGUCCACUUAUUUGCGUAUGUUUGAUUGGAUUGUUCAAAAGAUCAAUCAAUCCAUGAGUGCCAACUUUGAACAAUUGUGUAUCAACUUUACCAAUGAGAAACUUCAACAAUUCUUCAAUCAUCACAUGUUCAAGAAGGAACAAGAAGAAUACUUGAGAGAAGAUAUUGCAUGGAACUUUAUUGACUUUGGUUUGGAUUUACAACCAACCAUUGAUUUAAUUGAGAAACCACAAGGUGUCUUGGAUAUUCUCCAUCAAAAGUGUGUCGUUCAGAAUCAAGACGAGGAGAGCUUUGUUCGUGAUUUACUCUCGAAAAAUGCCAAAUCGGAAAAGUUGAAGAAGGAUAAAUUCGAUCAAAAGGCUUUCCUCGUGACUCACUACGCUGGUGAGGUCAAGUACAAUGUUCGUGAUUGGUACAGCAAGAACGUGGAUCCACUCAAUGAUGAUUGUAAGAUGGCCAUGCAAAAGAGUAUGUUGCCUUUCGUGAAGAAACUCUUCAUUUCUAGUGAGGAUAAGAAGGAGGACAAGUCGGCCACCAACUCUCGUUCCACCUCGGGUGCUGGUGUUCGUUUCCAAACCGUCGGUAACAAGUACAAGAAGCAACUGAGUGACUUGAUGCAAUUAUUGGCCAGUACAGAGCCUCAUUUUAUUCGUUGUAUCAAGCCUAACUCUCUCCAGAAGCCAGGUAUCUUGCAAGCCGUUCACGUGUUGGAACAAUUGAAAUGUAACGGUGUCUUGGAAGGUAUUCGAAUUAGUCGAAAGGGUUAUCCUGGUCGUAUCAAAUUUGCUGAUUUUGCCAAGAGAUAUGAAUUAUUGGCAAAGAGUGCGAGUGCAGUCAAAUCCUUAAAGACGGAUCGUGAGAAGUGUCAAGCCAUCAUCUCCGAUGUGGGUUCUUUUGUUAUGGAUGAAACCAAAUACAAAAUUGGUAAGACUAAAAUCUUUUUGAAAUCGGGCGUGGAAGCUCAACUCGAAGAAUUGAGAGAACACCAAAUUGAGAAGGUCAUUGCAUUGGCUCAAGCAGCCUGUAAGGGUCACUCUGCUCGUAAACAAUACAAGAAACUCAUUGGACGUAUUGUUUAUAUCAAAUUAUUGCAAAGAAACUUUAGAGCCUAUUUGAGUAUGAAAGAUUGGGAUUGGUAUCAACUCUUUGUCAAGGUUCGUCCAUUGGUUGAGGCUGAUCGUUCUGAAAAGAUGUUGAACCAAAUGAAGGAUGAAAUUGAAAAGUUGAAACAAGAAGUCAUGAAUCAAAUUGAGAAUAACAAGAUUACUGAACAAGAAAAGGAUAAUCUCUCUCGAAGUGUUGAACAAAUGAGAGCUGAGAUUCGAACUCGUGAAAGUGAAUUGGAACAAAUGAAUCAAAUGUUACGUGAAAUGAAGGACAAGAUGGAUCAUCGUGAACACGACAUUGAAUCUCUGAGCGGUAACAUGCAAGAUAAGGAAAAUGCCAUUUCCAAUUUGAGACGAGAAAUUCAAAACAAGGACUUUGAAAUGAAUCAAUUAAAGACUCAAUUGGACAAUGCCAAGAGAACAUUGGCUGAUAAGGACAAUGAAGUUCUUCAACGUGGUAAAAACAUUCAAGAAGUCAAAGAUGAAUUGAAUCGAGCCUUGACAGAAUUGGAAGAUUUGAGAGCUGAAUUGAAUAUUACCAAGAAUACUUUGAACAACUCGGACUAUUCAUUGGAUCAAACACGUCAAGAAAUGCUCGACAAGGAACGUAAAUUGAGAGAACGAGACAAUGAAAUUGUGGAACAAAAGAAGAAAUCUGCUACAUUGGAACAAGAUUUGAAGCGUGCUGAAAAUGAUCGAAAUGAAUUCGAGUUGCAAGUCAAUUCCAUGAAGAAGGCCAUUGACAACUUCCAACAAGAAUUGGAUAAGAAGAAUCGUGAAUUUGAUCAAUUGAGAAGACAAAAAGUCUCUGGUGAUCAACAAUCUGAACAAAUUCUCUCUGAAUUGGAAGAAGAAAAGAGAAAACGUAAUGAAUUGGAAAAGAAAUCACGUGAAUUGGAUCAAUUGUUGGAAACUGAAAAGUUUGAACAUGAACGUGCUCUUUCCAAUGCUCGUGAUUUGGAAACUGAAAUUGAAAAUCUCAAAAAGGAAAUUGCCACAUUGAAGAUGAGAAUUUCUGAAUUGGAAGAUGCCAACGAGAGAUUGAAACGUGAAAAUCAACAAUAUGAACGUGAAUUGGGUGAUUUGAGAUUGAAGAGUGAAAAUGAACAAAACAAGAUGCAAAGUGAAUUGCAACGUGAGAAACAACGUGCCAAUGAUGAAAUUUCCAAUCUCAAUAACAAACUUGAAGAUACACGAAGAAGAUUGGAAGAAUCUGAACAAAAGGUCAACAAUUCUGAUCGUGAGAAUAGAAACUUGAAGAAGGACAAGCAACAACUUGAACAAGAUAAGGCUGAUUUAGAAAUCAAGUUGAAGAGAACUGAAAGUGAACUCAAAUCAGGCUCACAAGACGCUGACAAUUUGAAACAACAAUUACAAGAAUCUGAAAAUAAGAAACGUGAAUUGUUGAAUCGUGUGCGUGAUUUGGAAUUGGAAUUGAACAAUCUCAAAGAAGAAUUGAAUCGAGAGAAAUCCAAGAGAUCUUCACUCGAAUCGGACUCUUCCUCUCUCAAAGACAAGUUGAACACACUCGAUCAAGAACUCUCUGCAUUGGAAUUGGUCAAGACCAAAGUUGAGAAACAACUCCGAGAUACUCAAUACGAUUUGGAUCAAGAAAAGAAUCUCUCUUCCAAAUUGAGAUCGGAUUUAGAUCAAGUCCGAAAGUCCGAGACUGAAUACAAGGCUAAAGCAGAGACUUUUGAGUCUUCACUCCAAUCACGUGAGGCUGAAUUGAAGAACUUGAGAGAUCAACUCGAACAAUUGAGAUCUCAACUCUCUGACAAUUCGAACAUUUCCGAGGAGGCUCAAAAGCAAAUCAAGAAGAUGAAGGAUGACAUUCGAAAGAGUCAAGAACAAUUACAAGAGAGUGAAUCUCGAUUGAAGGAUGAAAUGAUCAAACACAAACAAGCUCAAUCCACCAUUCUCGAAAAGGAUAAUCAACUCGCACUCUCAAAGGAUGAAUUGAAUCGAUUGUUACGAGAAAUUUCACAAUUGAGAUCUGAUUUGGAUAAUGCUCGCAAUAAUUUAUCUGGUGCUGACACUGAAUCAUUGAAAUUGAAGAGUGAAUUGAGAGAGAAGGAUCGUAAAUUGAAAGAAGCAGAGAAUGAAAAGGAUGAUUUGGAAUCACAAGUUCAACAAUUAGAACGUGAGAUGAAUGAACACAAAUCUCGACACGAUCAAAAAGAUCAAACCAUCUCGCAAUUAGAUGCCGAACGUAAACAACGAGAAGUGGAACUUGCCAAAUUAGCCAAUGAUGUCGAACGAUUGAAACAAGAAAAGGAACGUGAUGCCACUACAGCGCGCCAACGUAUCGAACAAUUACAACGCACCAUGGAUGAUGCUGAGGAACGUGCCUCGAGUGAAGUUCGCAAACUCCAAUCCGACAAUAAGGAUCUCAAGAAUCAAUUGAAGCAAUUGAAGAAGGACAUGGAGAGUGGAAUGAAUUCUUCGUCUUCGGGUACUGUAGACAGUGCUGAAUUGUCUCGUGUACGACGUGAAUACGAUUCUGAAUUGAUCAAAUUGAAGGCUCAACUCGAAGAUGAAGUCAUUCAACGCAACGACGCCGAACAAAAGAAGAAACUCUUAGAAUUUGAAUUGAAUGAUUUCAAGGACAAGUACAAUCAAGAGACCAAGGCUCGUAAAAAGAUGGAAGCACUCAAAUUAUCUCUCCAAUCUGAAAUUGAAGAUUUGAGAGAAUUGGCUGAAAAGGCAGAAGAUCUCUCCGAAGAAUUGUCCAUGUGUAAACAACAACAUGCAGAUAUGGUCAAUGAACUUGAAAGUGAAUUGAAGAAGGAGAGAUCCGAUCGUAUUUACAAUGAAGAAGAAGCAUCUCGAUUCAAGCGUGAUGUUCAAAAUCUUAAAGUUCAAUUGGAAUUGGCUCUUCAAAAGAAGGAAGAGGAAUUGAGACGUGUCAGAGGUCAAUACGAACAAGAAAUUCAAGAUUUACAAGAUUUGUAUAACAAGUCCAAGAAUGAUAAGAAGAAAUUCUCCAAAUCUUCAACUUCAUUGGAGACUGAAUUACGUGAAGCUCAACGAUCGUUACAAGAUUCUGAACGUUACAGAUCAUUGGCUGAACAGAAGGCUGAUCGAUUGGAACGUGAAUUGAAGAUGGCUAAUUUGAGAUUGGAAACUGAAUCAUCCAAUCAAUUACUCAUUGCACAAGAGAAACAACGAAUUGAAAGUCAAUUGCAAUCCGUGCGUGAUCAAUUCGAUGAAUUGGAGAGUGAAAAUACCAAGUUGAAAUCAGAUUUGGAUUCUGAGAGAAGAAAGUUCCAACAAUUGGUUCGAAGAUUGAAUAGCAGUGCAAGUACAAGUUCAGCACGAUCCUAUGUGGGUGCUGGCGAUGAUGAUUCUGAUGACGAGGAUGAAGAAUAA